GUAGUUUUUGGCAGGGAACCGACUGUCUGCUAUCGUUGCGUUGUCGUGCUAUCCAGCUAGCUACUUAGCUCAAUCAAACCGCAAUACAACCGCUGAAGUGGGGGUCAGGGUCUACAGGUGGCACCAUGUUGGUCCCUAUAUUCACACUGAAGCUGAACCACAAGAUUAACCCUCGCAUGGUGACUGUUGGGAAAUUUGAUGGAGUCCACCCAUGCCUUACUGCAGCCACACAGGCUGGAAAGGUUUUUAUCCAUAACCCUCAUGCUCGUGGUCAAAGACCUGUGGCCCACCGCCUGAGCCACAGCACACAAGACUCUGACAUCUCGCUCCUCAACAUCAACCAGGCAGUCACAUGUCUGACGGCAGGAACGCUAGGACCAAACACCACUGGGGAUACGCUGUUGGUGGGAUCCCAGACCAGCCUACUGGCCUAUGAUGUCCAUGACAACGCUGACAUUUUCUACAGAGAGCUGACGGAUGGAGCCAACGCUAUUGUGUUGGGGAAACUCGGAAACAUCCCAAGACCUCUUGCCAUCAUUGGAGGGAACUGCGCUUUACAAGGUUUUGACUAUGCUGGAAAUGACCAAUUUUGGACAGUGACUGGCGAUAAUGUCAGAUCUGUGGUACUAUGUGACUUCACUGGGGAUGGGAAAAAUGAGCUUCUAGUCGGAUCGGAGGACUUUGACAUCAGAGUAUUCAAAGAGGACGAACUUGUGUCUGAGAUGACUGAGAACGAGACAGUAACGGCGCUGUGCCAUAUGCAUGGCAGCAGGUUCGGCUAUGCCCUGGCCAAUGGCACUGUGGGGGUUUACGACCGCACCGCCCGCUACUGGAGGAUUAAGUCUAAGAAUCAUGCAAUGAGCAUCCAUGCCUUUGACCUGAAUGCUGACGGGGUGGUUGAGCUCAUCACUGGCUGGUCCAAUGGAAAGAUUGAUGCUCGUAGUGACCGCACAGGCGAGGUCAUUUUUAAAGACAACUUUUCCUCUUCUGUGGCCGGGGUGGUGGAGGGAGACUACAGGUUGGAUGGACAGCAACAACUUAUCUGCACCUCCACAGAGGGAGAAGUCCGUGGUUACCUGCCAGCCAGUAAAGAACUUAAAGGGAAUCUGAUGGACUCCAGUGCGGAACAGGACCUCAUUAGAGAGCUCAGCCAACGCAGACAGAAUCUGUUGCUGGAGCUACGCAACUAUGAAGAAAAUGCCAAGGGUGUGUCGGAGACAAACAGUGGGAUGGGUGUCAUACCAGCCAACACUCAGCUCCAGACAGCGCUGUCAGUGAGACCUGCUACAGAUGCUCAGAAAGGUCAUGUAGAGCUCAGCAUUUCAACACCAAAUGAAACCAUCAUUCGUGCAGUGCUAAUCUUCGCGGAGGGGAUAUUUGAGGGAGAGAGUCACGUUGUCCACCCCAGCGCUCAGAACCUGUCGGGCUGUGUCCGAGUCCCCAUUGUCCCCCCAAAAGAUAUACCAGUAGAUCUGCACAUCAAAGCCUUUGUUGGAGGGAAAACUAGCACCCAAUUCCACGUGUUUGAAAUUACUCGUCAGCUACCUCGUUUUUCCAUGUAUGACAUGACAGUUGACUCCUCAGCUGCUCAGCCCACUGGAAGGGUCACCUUCAGCAUCAACGACCGACCACAGAGGGUGGUGAUGUGGCUGAAUCAGAACUUCUUGCUUCCAGAAGGAGUAGACAGCCCGGACAUCACUUUUAAUUCUCUAAGAGGAGAGGGACUGUUGUCUAUCAGUAUGGCGAGCAAUGGACAAAUCACUCUGAGUACCGAUGACAUUGAACUGGCAGGAGAUCUGGUCCAAUCACUUGCCGCCUUCCUGGCAAUAGAGGACUUGUCAGCAGAAGCAGACUUCCCCGGAUACUUUGAGGAGCUACACACUACACUCACUGAGGUGGAUGAGUUCCACUCUGUCCAUCAGAAGUUAACUGCAGCCAUGGCCGACCACUCCAACUACAUCAGGAACAUGCUGGUGCAAGCAGAGGAUGCUCGCCUUAUGGGCGUCAUGACAACGAUGAAGAAGCGCUACAGAGAGCUGUACGACCUGAAUAGGGAUCUGAUCAACGAGUAUAAAAUCCGCUCUAACAACCACAAUGCAUUACUUGCCUGUCUCAAGGCUGUCAACCAGGCCAUACAGCGGGCUGGUAGACUCAGAGUCGGCAAGCCCAAGAACCAAGUGAUCUCUGCCUGCCGAGACGCCAUCAAGAGCAAUAACAUCAACACGCUCUUCAGGAUCAUGAAAGCUGGCACUGCAUCUUCCUGAGGGUGGAAUGGACGAAGAGAUUGAAAGUACAAGCACAACGCACAACUAAUCGGCACUGUAGAGUGGAACCGUAUCUAUUUCAAGCACGGCACCAGCAAAAACCUUCCCCUAGAAGGAUGAGACGACAACACACAAGGACAUGAAACUGUUGUAGUCGUAAUGGAUCAUUGUUGCCUGGCAGCAACAUGUGGUAGUAGCUCCAUAAUACCAUGUUACUGUAUGUGAAGUCUUGAAAUAGGUCACUGAGAUAAAAUGCUGACUCCAGGCUUAGUGCGCUUGAUCGUCUAAGUUAGUGCAGUGAGAGUUCAGCUGGAUCCAAAGAGGGCGUGGAGUGCUUCCCUCAAACUUUCUUUUAAAAGCAUUGCAACAUAUUCUGAGUACAGAGAUGCUGCAGAGCAAUUAGUUUUAACGCAUCGAUCUGACUGCUGUCUAAAACUCAUGCAAAACAAAACCUCUUUUCUCCAGUUCUACUCUCACUGAUGGCAUUUCGAGUGAAAUAUAACGCCCUUUCAGUGGACUAGACGUUGCAUAUUUGUCUAAGAAACUUAUAAACUUCAUGGAAGAAACCAUUUCCACUGAGACACAAGUUUGUAGGAAAAUGUAAGUAUCUGCUGGAUCGGCCCCAUGACUGUUUAGCGGAGCCGACAGAGUGAUGUUUAGAGGGAGCACAGCCGGAGCAGCUCCUCUCAGGUGGAGAGUCAUGCUGCUGAAUCCUGAUAGUUGUGUGGGUUGACGGCUCAGAUGGACUCAGGUCUCCCAGCUGUUGUGCGUUUGUGUGACGUUUGGAGCCAAAGAAAAUUCUUUGAAUGAUGAAUGAUGCAUGUUACAGAGGACCAAUGCUGUCUGUAGAUGGAACACAGAGAUUGUAAAUGUAUAAUUGUGUCCGUGGCAGAAACUAUUAUUAAAUGAUCUUGCAUUUUAAAAGUACGUACUUGAGGUUUCCUUUGAAUCUGAUCUCUGCUGGAUUGUAAAUUACGGUUCAGCCGGGUUGAACAAAGUGUGGCUGCUGACCCACCAAUCCAGAGGGAACAUUACAAUGAACUGGGAACAUGUGGCUUCCAGUGUUUGAACAUGCAUCUGCCAUGCUGUAUAUGCUGCAUAUUGUCCAGGCUCUUCUAUUGUUGUAACAUCAUUUAUUUGUCAAUUAAGCUGUGCCAUUACCUAAAUCCGGCAGAAAUAUUCACUUCGUACUUUCCGCUUUUCCAACCUCAACGUUCCUCCUUUCAGUGUAGUUCUGAUUGGAUGCACACAUGUUCACGAGGCUCUGCUGGUUCAGUACAGACGCAGUCGGUAGUCGUAAAUUACCGCUGCUCGUGCUGCGCGUGCAUGUGCGCUUUCCCGUAAGGUUGACCUAGUAAUACAUAUCUAGCUGGUCUUAAUCGCUGACUUGCUUUUAGCCCCAAACUAGAAACAGACAUGAAUAAUUAUGCAUUCAGAGAUCCACACUCUGCACCUCAUGUAUUCAUCUCCUCUCCUCCUGUCUUUAUCCUCCCGAGUUGCUGUGUUGGCAUCUGGCUUGAAGUCGCUCCGCUCUUUCUUAUGUCACGUGGUCAGGCUGAAGGAUGAAGAUGUUAGGUUCAGGUUCUCCUGGUUUGCUUGUUCAUCUGAAUACUAGCUCAUGAAUUCCAAUAUAUUUGUUAUACUUUGGAUUGACAGACCGGUGGUUUGUUAAGCAAUCAGCGUGGUGAGUGAUACACACCGUGUUAAUGCUCUCUUACCAAUAAUGAUGCCAUUUUUAUUACAUUUAAUUUCCAAUGUGUUUUGUACUCAGGUUAUAUGUAUGGGCGGAUUAUGAAACAGUGGGCCACUGGGGCCAGACAUGCAACAUACCCACCACCUCUCCUAUAGGUGCCACAUACUCAGACAUUGUAGUUGUAUAGCCUUAUUUGUCUCUCUGUUUUGGAUAUUUUAGUGGUGUUUUCUUCUUCUCUGGAUGUUUUGCCAUAUAAUUAAGGUUAUUCAUGGUCAUGUUGUGUGUCUCUCUCGAGCCAAUUUGUGUCUGUGGUUGUUGUUCCCUUUUUUGUGGUCUUUUAGUCUUUUUGCAUUUCGUAAGUGUUGUGUAAUCUCUUAUUGAUAAAUAGAGAGAUAGACACUUUAUUCAUCUAUGUUUGUUGUUGCAGCAAGCAAGCAAAGUGUAUUGAAACAAAUUAUUAAAUAGUUGAGGUCUCUGUG
Messenger RNA from Pseudoliparis swirei, 4436 nucleotides. RefSeq names its product Bardet-Biedl syndrome 2 (gene bbs2). Lineage: Eukaryota; Metazoa; Chordata; Actinopteri; Perciformes; Liparidae. The coding region runs from base 126 to 2264 and encodes 712 amino acids. Gene Ontology annotation, biological process: non-motile cilium assembly. Gene Ontology annotation, molecular function: protein binding. The record is from RefSeq and is a predicted model, not a curated record. Gene Ontology annotation, cellular component: neuron projection; BBSome; ciliary basal body. The transcript is spliced from 18 exons.